This is a messenger RNA of Aspergillus tanneri, 1293 nucleotides long. RefSeq names its product aromatic prenyltransferase (DMATS family). Lineage: Eukaryota; Fungi; Ascomycota; Eurotiomycetes; Eurotiales; Aspergillaceae. The record is from RefSeq and is a predicted model, not a curated record. Gene Ontology annotation, biological process: alkaloid metabolic process. Gene Ontology annotation, molecular function: transferase activity, transferring alkyl or aryl (other than methyl) groups. The transcript has 2 exons. The coding region runs from base 1 to 1293 and encodes 430 amino acids.
AUGGAAAUCUCCAGGAAACCAGCAACACAGCUGCCAAAGCCCUUCCACGUGCUCAAUCAAGCCCUGAACCUCUCUAACAGGAACCACGCAAAAUGGUGGUAUAGCACGGCCCCGAUGUUUGCCGCCAUGAUGGCCGGAGCCAACUACGACGUUCACGCACAGUACAAGUUCCUCUGCAUCCACCGCGAGGUCAUCAUCCCGGCGUUGGGUCCGUAUCCCGAAAAGGGCCAGCCCAUGCACUGGAAAAGCCAUCUGACGCGCUUCGGACUCCCCUUCGAGCUGAGCUUCAAUUACUCUAAAUCGUUGUUGCGGUUCGCCUUCGAGCCCCUCGGUCCCCUAACGGGAACGCAGGAGGACCCAUUCAACACCCAGGCCAUCAGGCCUGUUCUCAAGGACCUAAAGGCCAUGGUUCCGCGGCUUGACCUGGAGUGGUUUGAUCAUUUUACCAACGCACUGGUCAUUUCCGACGAGGAGGCUCAACGUCUCCACGAUGGAAAUCUUCCAAUCCCCGUCUUCAAGACUCAGAACAAACUGGCGGCCGAUCUGGAACCAUCCGGGGAUAUUGUCUUGAAAACCUACAUCUACCCCCGGAUGAAGUCGAUCGCGACCGGGACGCCGAAAGAAAAGCUCAUGUUUGACGCAAUCAAGGCCGCUGACAAGGAGGGUAAAGUCGCCACGCCACUGGCAAUCCUUGAGGAGUUUAUAGCUGAGCGGGCUCCAACCCUCAUCGGCCACUUUCUCUCGUGUGAUUUGGUCAACCCAUCCGAGUCGCGGAUCAAAGUCUACUGUAUGGAACGCCAGCUGGACCUGGCCUCCAUCGAAGGGAUCUGGACUUUGAACGGGCGACGGAACGAUCCAGAGACACUGGAUGGACUGCAGGCGCUCAGGGAGCUGUGGCAGCUAUUGCCCGUCACGGAGGGUCUGUGUCCACUGCCAGACUGCUUUUACGAGCCUGGUACCUCACCACAGGAGCAGCUUCCCUUCAUCAUCAAUUUCACAUUGUCCCCGAAAAGCCCGCUUCCCGAGCCACAGAUCUAUUUCCCUGCAUUUGGGAGGAACGACAAAGCCAUCGCGGAGGGACUGGCUACCUUCUUUGAGCGCAGAGGGUGGGGAGGCUUGGCUAAAAGCUAUCCAUCGGAUCUGGCCGCGUACUAUCCGGAUGUGGACCUGGGCACCGCAAAUCAUCUACAAGCGUGGAUCUCAUUCUCCUAUAAGGGAAAGAAACCGUACAUGAGUGUCUACCUCCAUACUUUCGAGGCCUUCAGUGCUGCAGGAGGGAAGCAUGUGCCAUGA